AACCUUCAGGAAAAUUUGAUGAUUCCCAAUACUGUGGGGGAGGAGUCUUAACCAUCCAUUCAAAGCUAGAACUUGGAGCAAGGUUGAGAUUGUAGAAAUGUACAUUUCAGACCGAAUAGAGAAAAACUGAUGCCUGUCACAGUAUUCAUAAAAGCUGCCAUUCAGCAAUGCAGUUCCUCAGGACUCACAGAACAUCAGAACAUCAGUCCGGCAAAGGGCCCUGAAGUAAAAAUUUGUUUGAAAAUUAUUUUGAGAUGUUUUUUAAACUGCCAUUACUCUCCUCAAUUUACACUACAUACAUAUACAUAAAAAUGUUCAUAUACACUCGGUUUACCCCUUUAUUAGUUACACCUUUACACCAGCUUAUAAAUGGAAAUAUUUAAACACCAUAGUCGUAGCAGUAGUCCACCGAUUUGCCGCAAUCACACUUUGCAUUUUCUCGAGGAAAUGCACAUCUCUAGUUUAAAUUAAUGGCUUUGGAUGGAACACCAGAACCCUAUGAUUGGACAUCUCUGAGGAACGGGAGGAGGGAGGGCGUGUCAGAAGUAACAAGACAGAACAAGGCAGAGGGGUGACAACUCUCUUACAGACUGUCUGCAGUGGCCUUGCAGAGGGAGGCAGUUUUGCAGCUAAUAAGCUUGCAAGACAUGCAGUGGGAGAAGUUCAGGGGAUAUGACAGGAAUGAGGAAGUACAGGGGAUAUGACCGAAAUGAGGAAGUACAGGGGAUAUGACAGAAAUGAGGAAGGACACUUACAUCACAAACAUUGUGGAAAUAGCAAAAACAUUGGCCCACGUAUGAACAGGGCCAGUGUUUUUAUUAUAUUAUUGUCCCUUUCCCCACCCACCGUACAAUUCACUUAGAUUUAGAGGAAUUAAAUUUAAUUGCGGCAAGGUGACAUUUGCAGCCAUCUCGUAAGAAGAAAUUGCCUGAGCUGAACUUGGAUCAAGUGAGGGUUGACGAGCAGGCAGCAGGGAAAAGAUUAACUGGAGUACGAGAAGAGGAAGAAUCACUGUCCACAGACAGCAUGUUUGGGAAGGAGUGGAGCAUAAAUCUGUGGAAAGAUGGAGAACUCGCAGCUAUGAAAGAGGAGGAAGCUCCACUACAGCCAGUCAUCAAUGAGGAGGCUACACAGACAGUGGACGACAGGCCGGAUCUGUUUUCCAUCAAGGUUGAGCUGUUUGAACAGAAGUUGGAGGACACUGAUCCACAGGAAGGUCUAAAGAUAAGCAGUUGUUUCGAAUCAGAGAGUGAUUCCACUGAGCGGCAGUACAUCAAAGAGUCCUAUCCGCAGCCUGCACCCACAGAAAUAAUGGAGGAACCUUACGCACGGGCUACAAGUGCAGGGGGCCGAUUGGAACAGGACACCCUCCCCAUUACCUUGGAAGGCACGGCAGAAUCACAUGCAUCUCCUGCACCUCCACAGAGCACAGCGGAAUCUGGAGAUGCUCAGCCAUGCUUCCUUCGUGGUCAGAACAUCAAUCCGGCAAAGGGCCCUGAGGGAGCUGGGAGACAACUGCUAGCAUGUAGAUAUUGUGGAAGGAAUUUCUCUUAUUUUAUCAGUUUUCAAAAGCACCAACAAACCUGCUACAACACAAGCGAGAACCAUUCUUGUCAAAAAACUGAACUUGCACACCAUGAGAGCACUGAGAUUGGACAAAAAACAUUUAAAAACAGAUGGUUCAGUUGUGAACAUUGUACGGAGACUUUCAGUUGUUCUUACGAUCUCGAAACACAUCAGACUAUUCACAGAGAGAAACAAUUUAGCUGUAAUGACUGUGGGAAAUGUUAUUUAGAAAAAUGGCGUCUUGAUUCACAUCUGUGCUCUCGCACUGGAGGGAAACCGUACAAGUGUAACGAUUGUGGAAAUAGCUUUUCUCAGGAAGUUCACUUGAGUUUACAUCAAUGCUUGCACAACAAAGUGAAACAAUACAGUUGUGUCAAGAGUGGAGAGAAUUCUUCUAGGAAGAGAAAAUUAGAGUCGCAACACCGCAUUUACAGAGAGGGCAAUUUCUAUAGCUGUGCAGUUUGUCAGAAGAGUUUCACAAAUAUAAAUACUUUUACACAGUAUCUGUGUAAACACAUUACGGAUAAAUCGCACAGGUGUUUGGAGUGUGGAAAGUGUUUCACAGAGCGCAGUAGUCUUCUUUUACACCAACGCACAAUUCACGCAGGAGAGAAACCACACAGCUGUGCUGAGUGUGGCAAGAAUUUCACUCAGAAAGCUAAUCUUCAGAAACAUCAGGUCAUUCACAGUGGAGAAAAACCGUACAAAUGUCUUGAAUGUGGAAAGAGGUUCACACAGAAAGGUUAUCUUAAAAAACAUGAUCAAAUUCACAGAGGAGUGAAACCAUAUAGGUGUCGAGAGUGUGGAAAAUGUUUUUAUCUUAAGACUGAUCUUAAUUGUCAUGAGCGCAACCACAGGACACAAGUAUUAUAGGCACUUUUAUCGUGGAUAGAGUUUCUCCAGGAAACCUCCACCAACAAUCAAAUCACCAGGCCCAUAGUAAACAAUGUCUUGAAUACUGUGCUUGUUCAUAGCUUUUCAAUAUUCCUAUUAUUUUCUGAGAUAUUUAAGGUUUCCAGGGAAACAAGUUCCAUAGGAAUGAAUGGAGGAAUGUUCUGUUUCUGGUGACAGUUAAAAUUUGUGUUUUUGGAGAUGUUGUUUAAACUGCCAUUCAUAUACACUCGCUUUACCACUUUAUUAGGUACACUUUUUGACCAGCUUAUAAAUGGAAAUAUUUAAACACCAUAGUCAUAGCAGUAGUCCACCAAUUUGCUGCAAUCACUCUCCGCAUUUUCUUGAGGAAAUGCACAUCUCUAGUUUUAAUAAAUGUUUUUAAAUGUAUGCCUCAAAAUUCUCAAGUGUUUAGUCUGACAACUUAAAUAUCAGUGCUGCAGAAGCCCCACGAAAGUAUAAGAAGUCGUUUCAAAUGUAAACGGACAUAUUCUGAUCAUUCUGACUUGUGUUUCACAGGUUCAGUGUUGUUCGGACGUCUGGAGGACUGGUCUAUUAUCAGGCUUUCUUACCUUUGUGAUGACAGGACCAGUAUGUAAAUAGAUGCCAGUACUGUUAUUAAUCAUCUUGUUAAUUUGACUAUUAAGUUUAAAGUUUGUUCGUUCAAUGCACAUAAAUAACAUUUCCAUAAAGGUGCCAGAGUUAGCCACGGAGACUAAUUUUCACCAUUGACCCAAUGCAAUCCAAGGUACAAGGAUGCAUUUAAGAAUGAGUUCAAAAUGAAUGUUGUCUGAAGCUCAUCAUAAUUCAGCCUUGGGAGGAACCAUGUAAACCAGCUGUACAUUCUAGUCCAAAGUCUAUGAAUGUGACUCCCAACUAAUCAUCCAUUAUUUCAUAACCUUAUUUCUGUAUUUGUGUGGACAUAACAUUAGGAAACAGGGUUAUGCCAAGGUCACAAAUCCUUGUGCUAGUGGACUGAAUUUCCUCCUUUGAAAGCAAAAAUAUAAAUGCUGGAGAAAUAAA
This is a messenger RNA of Conger conger (European conger), 3480 nucleotides long. Its product is annotated as zinc finger protein 239-like. The transcript is spliced from 4 exons. Gene Ontology annotation, molecular function: DNA-binding transcription repressor activity, RNA polymerase II-specific. Bases 1027 to 2439 code for a protein of 470 amino acids. The record is from RefSeq and is a predicted model, not a curated record. Gene Ontology annotation, biological process: negative regulation of transcription by RNA polymerase II. NCBI's taxonomy places the organism in Eukaryota, Metazoa, Chordata, Actinopteri, Anguilliformes, Congridae.